AUGAAACGUGGAAUAAGAGACAUUCGGAGCUUUUUUAAGUCGAAACAAAAUGACCAAAAAGAUAUUGAUUUAUCUGAGACAAACAAUGUACCAGCUACAACUUCAGAAUCGCCUACUUCAACAACUCUUAUGUGUGACAAAACUGAAAAAUUCGUACAAGACAAAAAUCUUUUGGUGGAAAUGGAUUUGCAAUCGACGUCUUCAACAAGAACCAUGGAAGUCAACAUUCCCAAUACUUUGGGCAGCCUGGAUAAUGGACCACAUCAACCAAGACUAGAAAAAUUUCCUCAGACAAAAUUUGAUAAAUUAACAUCUUUUUCGGUUACAUUCUACAGUAAAUAUUUUUGGUUAGAAUACAGUGAGGAACAGGAUAAGGUUUUUUGUUUUGUCUGCAGAAUAUUUGGUAGCAGAUGUAAUAUCCGUGAACAAAACGAAACGUUUUGUAAAACAGGUUUUUGUAAAUGGAAAAAGCUUUCCGAAUCGUUAAAUAAACAUGAAAAAUCAGUUUACCAUUCUGACUGUGCGAAAAUGUACAUAGAAUACAAGAAAACGAAAUCCGAUUCACACCCGGGGAACGAUGCUGAGCAAUUAAUAUCAUUUCAUGAGUUGCAACUUUCGAAAAAUCGUGAAUACAUGAAGAAGUUAAUUGAUAUAAUUUUAGUUUUGCUACGACAAGGGCUACCUUUAAGGGGUCAUCGGGAGGAUGUUUUCUCAAAAAAUAGAGGAAACUUAUUAGAAGUAGCAGAAUUGUUUUCUGUUUAUGAUACAACAUUUUUAAGUUAUUUUAGUAAAAACAUAAGUUAUUGUAGUCCUAAGGUGCAGAACGAAAUAAUUGAAAUUAUAGCCCAGCUUUCUCUACAGAAAAUUGUUUCGGAAAUCAAAAGUUGUGGAUUUUUUACUUUGAUGGCUGAUGAAACCAGAUCUUUUAAAGAGGAGCAGCUAUCGAUCGUUGUUCGAUUUUCGAAAGAUUUGGAAGUAGAGAAAAGAUUUCUCAGCUUUAUUAACUGUUCCAAUUCUAGAGACGCGCAAAGUUUAGCUAACAUUAUUUUUGACUUUCUGGAAAAAUCAAGCUUAGGGGAUAUCCCUAUAGUGGGCCAGUCAUAUGACGGGGCAAGCGUCAUGUCUGGAAAACAUAAAGGAUUACAAGCUUUAAUAAAAGAAAAACAUCCAUCAGUAAUAUAUACUCACUGUUUAGCGCACAAACUAAAUUUAGUUGUAGUUGACGCUUGUACAAAAGUCUCAUUAGGUGCUUCCUUCUUUAACACUUUGGAAGCAUUAUACGUUCACUUUUCUCAGCCAGGAAAUCACGAAAAUCUUAAAAAGGUUGCAAAUAACUUAGGUAUUAAUCUUUUGGAAAUAUCCAGUCUCUCAACGACUCGCUGGGCGUGUCGAUUUAAAAAUUGUAAAGCUGUUUUAAAAAAUUAUGAAGUAAUUAAAACUACACUAGAAAGUGAAAUAAGAGAAAACCAAGACAGGCAUGCAGUUGAAGCUGUUGGAUUGUUGGAAUGCAUUCAAAAGACAGACUUUUGUAUUUGCUUACACAUCUUAACCCAUGUUUUAUUGAUUGUUAACGUUUUGAGUCAAUACUUUCAAGGCAAGGAUGCUACUAUCGGCAAAGCAAGUUCAAUAAUAGAAGGUACCUUAAAAACUCUAGAAGAUUCCAGAAAUAACUUCGACAAUAUUUAUGGCCAAAUUCAAAACUUUGCCGAAAAUCAUGGUAUUUCUCUCGAGCCGAUUAGGGCAUCAAAAAGAAAAAAGCAGAUUCCUGCAAAAAAUAUGGAUUAUAUAGUGGAAAGUACCCUGGGACAUGAAGGAAACAUAGAAAUUCCAUCAGGACCUAAUUCGAAUCAUUCAGAACACUGGAAAAUAAAUAUUUACUACCAAAUUAUGGAUAACUUAAUAUCCAAUUUUAGAUGCAGAUUUUCAAAUUUACCAUUGGCGCAAGCAGCAGAUGCAUUACCAUGCCAAAUUCAAAACUUUGCCGAAAAUCAUGGUAUUUCUCUCGAGCCGAUUAGGGCAUCAAAAAGAAAAAAGCAGAUUCCUGCAAAAAAUAUGGAUUAUAUAGUGGAAAGUACCCUGGGACAUGAAGGAAACAUAGAAAUUCCAUCAGGACCUAAUUCGAAUCAUUCAGAACACUGGAAAAUAAAUAUUUACUACCAAAUUAUGGAUAACUUAAUAUCCAAUUUUAGAUGCAGAUUUUCAAAUUUACCAUUGGCGCAAGCAGCAGAUGCAUUAUUUCAAUUAAAUUUUAAUGAAAGCCAAGCUUUUAUUAAACAUUAUUCCUCUAUUGCGUGUGUUAAUGUGAGUAUUCUUGAAGCCGAGAUAUUGGUGGUAAAAAAUAUGCUUACUCUAAAAAAUUUGGAAACUAAUUAA
Messenger RNA from Brassicogethes aeneus, 2373 nucleotides. Lineage: Eukaryota; Metazoa; Arthropoda; Insecta; Coleoptera; Nitidulidae. The record is from the annotation of a GenBank genome assembly.